Molecule: messenger RNA, 1657 nt
Organism: Papilio xuthus (Asian swallowtail)
Lineage: Eukaryota; Metazoa; Arthropoda; Insecta; Lepidoptera; Papilionidae
Product: 5-methylcytosine rRNA methyltransferase l(2)10685
Exons: 10
Coding region: 95-1624 (509 amino acids)
Biological process (GO): rRNA methylation
Cellular component (GO): mitochondrial large ribosomal subunit
Molecular function (GO): RNA methyltransferase activity
Source: RefSeq, a predicted model, not a curated record
UGUCAAAGUCAUAUGUUUCUAACCUCAAAAAAUUCAUUGGAUACAAAAAUAAUAACAGUGUUUUUCCGAACUAAAUAAAUGUGUAAAUUUUAUCAUGUUAAACAUACUUAAAAUAAAUUUAUCUUCUAGAUCUUUUUUCAUUCUACAAACUCGAUUCAAAACAAAGACACAUUGGGCAAAACUAAAAAAGAAGGCCGGACCUAAACACAAGGCAUUAAAUCAUUUUGACGAUUUCUACGGUUCCGUUUUUGGUGAACAAUGGCCGCCAAUGAAAGAAGCUUUACUUCGCCGAUCUAAAUACGUCGCUGUUAUAAAUAAUUACGGAGAUGCAGAAGAAACUAUGAAAUAUCUUUCUAAUAGAGGUGCACAUUGUCUUAAAGAUUUAAUGAAAAUCCAACAAGCUUUUUCCAAUGAAUACACACCUACAGAAACCGACUCUGAUACACAGCCAAAGUCACACACAAACAUUAUAGACAAUUAUAUUUCUAAACUUCAGAGUGAUGAAGUUUCAGAAGUUUACCCCAAGAGUGAUAAUGUACCAGAAAAAAUUGAUUUAAACGAUAAUUUUGUUAAAACAGAUAAUAAAAAAGUUGAUGAAAUAGUAAGUGUUAAUAGAACCUUAGAUCAAGCAAUAGAUGAUGCAGAAAUAGACCAGUCUAGAAUAAUUGAGCCAUCUAUGGGGAUCAAUUCUGAAGUUUUGUACCAAUAUAUACCAGCAACUAAACUCAAAGGUUUAGAAGAAUGGGUGCCUGAGUCUCUUCAUUAUUCUUACUAUAAUAGCAAAGACAAAGACUUCCCGUUAAUAGUUGAGCCAGAAACGGAAUUCACUUUUCCGGAACAUUUGAAAGUGUACACAUAUGAAAUGAACAGUGACUGGAGCAUGUUUCCUGAACCAAAGAGAUGUCAGACAGGUGUGUUUAACUAUUAUCCAAUGGAUUGUAGCAGUGUACUCGCAGUUCUAGCUCUCUGUCUUUCACCAGGUGAUAGAUUGCUAGACUUGUGUUCAGCACCGGGGGGCAAAGCCCUAGUUGCAUUGCAGACAUUGCUACCUGAUAUAGUUGUUUGUAAUGAUGUGUCUAUAUCUAGGUCAAACAGGACUGAAAGGAUAUUCCGUGAUUACUUGUUGGACUUCGGGGAUAACAAAUGGCGGGAAAGAGUGCUCCUUUCCCGCGUUGACGGACGUAUUUUUACUGAUGAUCAAGGAUUCGAUAAGGUACUUGUAGAUGUGCCGUGUACUACAGACAGACAUUCAGUGAAUGAGGAUGAGAACAACAUAUUCAGGCCGGAUCGAGUCAAGGAGAGAUUGAGGAUACCAGAGCUGCAGACACAGUUAUUAGUGAAUGCUUUAAAGCUGGUGAAGGUAGGCGGGGCGGUGGUGUACUCUACGUGCUCUCUGAGCCCGGUGCAGAACGAUGGCGUGUUGCACACCGCGCUCAGGCACGCAUUCGAAACCCAUCAAAUCGUCGCUGCUGUUAGAGAUCUAUCAUCAUCACUGCGCAGUCUGAGCAGCACGUUGCAGCUGGGCAGUGGACCUGCGAAGCCUCGCUUUGGGCAGCUGGUGGUGCCAUCAACCGCUGCUAACUUUGGACCCGCAUACAUCGCUAGACUCGUAAGAGUUAAGUAACGCUAAGUAGCAUUUAAGUAUUAUUAAAAUUAA